GGCUGGCGGCUGGCGGCUGGCGGCUGGCGGCGAGCGGCGCGGGAAUCAUGGCCCGGGGGCCGGCGGGCGCCGCGGCCGUGCUCGGCCCGCUGCUCUGGGGCUGCGCGCUGGCGCUGCAGGGCGGGAUGCUGUACCCGCGGGAGAGCCCGUCGCGGGAGCGCAAGGAGCUGGACGGCCUCUGGAGCUUCCGCGCCGACUUCUCCGACAACCGGCGCCAGGGCUUCGAGCAGCAGUGGUACCGCACGCCGCUGCGGGAGUCGGGCCCCACCCUGGACAUGCCAGUUCCCUCCAGCUUCAAUGACGUCGGCCAGGAUGGGCGGCUGCGUAGCUUUGUUGGCUGGGUGUGGUAUGAACGGGAGGUGACCCUGCCCCAGCGAUGGACCCAGGACCUGGGCACGAGAGUGGUGCUGAGGAUUGGCAGCGCCCACUACUACGCCAUUGUGUGGGUGAAUGGGGUCCAUGUGGCAGAGCACGAGGGGGGCCAUCUCCCCUUCGAGGCUGACGUCAGCAAGCUGGUCCAGAGUGGGCCCCUGUCCUCCUGCCGCAUUACCAUCGCCAUCAACAACACGCUCACCCCCCACACCCUGCCGCCAGGGACCAUCCUCUACCAGAAGGACACCUCCAAGUACCCCAAGGGUUACUUUGUCCAGAACACACACUUUGACUUCUUCAACUACGCGGGACUGCAUCGGCCUGUGCUCCUCUACACCACACCCACCAUCUACAUUGAUGACAUCACCAUCACCACUGGCAUGGACCAAAACACUGGGCUGGUGAAUUACAAGGUUUUUGUCCAGGGCAGUGAACAUUUCCAGCUGGAAGUGCGUCUUCUGGAUGAGGAAGGCAAAGUCGUGGCCCAGGGGACGGGGGACCAGGGCCAGCUCCAGGUGCCCAGCGCCUACCUCUGGUGGCCAUACCUGAUGCAUGAGCACCCUGCCUACCUAUACUCAUUGGAGGUGAGGCUCACUGCACAGACAGAAGCUGGGCCCGUGUCUGACUUCUACGCUCUCCCUGUGGGGAUUCGCACUGUGGCUGUCACGGAGAACCAGUUCCUUAUCAAUGGCAAACCUUUUUAUUUCCAUGGGGUCAACAAGCAUGAAGACGCUGACAUCCGAGGGAAGGGCUUUGACUGGCCACUGCUGGUGAAGGACUUCAACCUGCUUCGUUGGCUUGGUGCCAACUCCUUCCGCACCAGCCACUACCCCUAUGCAGAGGAGGUGAUGCAGCUCUGUGACCGCUAUGGGAUUGUGGUCAUUGACGAGAGUCCAGGCGUGGGCAUCGUGCUGACGCAGAGCUACAGCAACGUGUCUCUGCAGCACCACCUGGAGGUGAUGGAGGAGCUGGUGCGCAGGGACAAGAAUCACCCAGCUGUCGUGAUGUGGUCUGUGGCCAAUGAGCCUGCUUCCUACCUGAAACCUGCUGGUUACUACUUCAAGACGCUGAUCGCCCACACCAAAGACUUGGACCCUUCCCGGCCUGUGACCUUUGUGACCAACUCCAACUAUGAAGCAGACCUAGGGGUGAGACUGGGGUCUCCGCACCUCUUCUCUUCUCCUCUGCCUGUCUUCUGGUGCAGCCCUGAUGCUUGCUCAAACGCACUGCAGGGAAGAACUGCGCCAUAUGUGGAUGUCAUCUGUGUGAAUAGUUACUACUCCUGGUAUCAUGACUACGGGCAUAUGGAAGUGAUUCAGCUACAGCUGGCAACCCAGUUUGAGAAGUGGUAUAGGACUUAUCAGAAGCCAAUUAUUCAGAGCGAGUAUGGAGCAGAAACCAUUGCAGGGUUUCACCAGGACCCACCUCUGAUGUUCAGUGAAGAGUACCAGAAAGGUCUGCUGGAACAGUAUCAUUUGGUUCUAGAUCAAAAACGCAAAGAAUAUGUGGUUGGAGAGCUCAUCUGGAACUUUGCUGAUUUUAUGACUGACCAGUCACCGCAGAGAGCAAUGGGGAAUAAAAAGGGGAUCUUCACUCGUCAGAGACAACCAAAAGGUGCAGCAUUCCUUUUGCGAGAGAGAUACUGGAAACUUGCCAAUGAAACCAGGUACCACGGGUCAGCUGUGAAGUCACAGUGUGUGGGAAACAGCCCGUUUACUUUUUAAACCAAGAACUACCUCUCUACUGAAACUGGUUCUGUCAGCCCCUCCUCCCCAAGUAGGGGGCGACUUCCACAGCAAACAGAGCAGUGCUUCCUGGACUGUGCAUGGCAGACUGAAAAGUCUGGAUUUUGUAGUAAUCUGCUAGAAGGGAACAUAAGAGGUGAAAAUAAAGGCUUUUGUAGUAUGUGAAUAAAGAGUUGGCUUAAAAGUGACCAUC
Molecule: messenger RNA, 2310 nt
Organism: Equus caballus (horse)
Lineage: Eukaryota; Metazoa; Chordata; Mammalia; Perissodactyla; Equidae
Gene: GUSB
Product: glucuronidase beta
Biological process (GO): carbohydrate metabolic process; glucuronoside catabolic process
Molecular function (GO): signaling receptor binding; carbohydrate binding; beta-glucuronidase activity
Source: RefSeq, a predicted model, not a curated record